AGCACAAAAAGGAAUUAUCUGAAGUUUUAACAGUACAAAUGUUGUGUGUGAAAUAGAAGUCAGAUUGUGAUCUUUGCUGUUCCAAAAUGAAAUUAGGAAUAUAUGCUAUCUUAAUGUGCUGUGUUAUCGGUUCCUUUGUCGAUGGAAGGAAAGCGUUGUUACCAGAAUUCAGUUUCAAAAGACCAUCACGGACAAGUGAUGCAGGAGUGCGUACAUCUUUCACCGGUACAUCCUUAUUAAACAAAGCACAUCAAAGCCCGCUCAAAACUACAAAUCGUGGAAGAAUGGGGUUAGCAGAGGAACCCCGUAAAAUACCUACUACUAGACAUCGAGCUCCAAAACAAACAAAUCGGCUUCCUGAAAGUAAAGUCCCCACCCAAUCAAUGCAAAGGGCACAACCCAUUUUGUUACAGGAGCAUGGCUUUAGCCGCAAAGACCAAGAAACAAAUGUUGCAGGACAUACUAUGUCGUCUCCGAAAGGAAAAUGGGAAAAUAAGAUGAAAUUCGAUCGGCUGUCUGAGGGAGAAGUGUCUUCGAAAUAUGAUAAAUCUGAAAAGUUUCCUCCAAGAUUUGUUCCUUUUCAGGAAAAUAGCGCGUGGCAAACAUCUCCACAUUCUACAGUCAGCGUUACCAUGGUUACUGAGAAAUCAGUAGGUUCUCCGCGACCUUAUAAAGACAUCCCAUACUGCUCCUGGAUAGAUCCUUCUGAUUGCCCGGAUGUUAGCAAAGUAAAAUCCGAAUGCGUAGAAUCACCGACGAUUCCGGCGCUGGAAGGCGAGUGUAAAAUGUGUCCUUUUAACUGGUGCACGGGACCAAAUGACACGAUUGAAAGUGGCAAAUUGCUCGAACAAUCUCCGUUAGAUAUCGUUAUAAAUGAAGGAGGAAACGUCGGACAUGCAAUAAAUCAGCCAUUUUCAGGACAGGGACAGCAUAGCUGGCGUUUGAAAUCUGUGAAUGACCCCCGCUCCGUAACCACCACUGAGAUUCCAUUUUGGAAUUUUCAGACUUUUGGGCCGUGAAAUUAAUAUUCAAGAUUUUUUAUCUUUUUUACCAUUUACAUUCUUCAGUUUCAGGUGUGACACAAUUAUCAUCAUUUCAACUGUCAAAAUAACAGCGCGCAGUAGACCUAAACGACAUGACCAUAAUUGUAUUUAUGAGCAACGUGGUCGUUCAUCAGAUACACUUGGAAUUACACACGUGAUGUGAAAGGAUAUGCGUGUCCCUAGGGUAGAACCUCAUUUAGGCAGCUCUAUAGCAUUGGACCGAAUUAUCGUAUUCCCGUGUAAACAAGAACAGGGACUGAGAAUUAUCUGUAGUAACCUUGUCGUCAUUUUUAACCUUCUAAACCUGUUGGUUGAAUUAAUUAAGUAUAUAUGUAUGUGUGAGGCCUGUUCAAUGAAACGCUUCAGAUGCAGAGGCAUGUACUAUUGUAGCAUUAUACGCCCAAAACCAAUAAAAGUUUGUAUAUACAGUACUUUUAAAAAAUCUUUGAAUAGAUUCCAAUAAAUGUGCAAAAU
Messenger RNA from Ostrea edulis (European flat oyster), 1517 nucleotides. RefSeq lists its product as uncharacterized. The transcript has 2 exons. Bases 87 to 1019 code for a protein of 310 amino acids. The record is from RefSeq and is a predicted model, not a curated record. NCBI's taxonomy places the organism in Eukaryota, Metazoa, Mollusca, Bivalvia, Ostreida, Ostreidae.